This is a messenger RNA of Lolium rigidum, 1557 nucleotides long. Its product is annotated as peroxidase 16-like. The transcript has 4 exons. Bases 258 to 1256 code for a protein of 332 amino acids. Lineage: Eukaryota; Viridiplantae; Streptophyta; Magnoliopsida; Poales; Poaceae. Gene Ontology annotation, molecular function: heme binding; peroxidase activity. The record is from RefSeq and is a predicted model, not a curated record. Gene Ontology annotation, biological process: response to oxidative stress; hydrogen peroxide catabolic process.
CCUCAUCUUCCCAUCUAUAUAAGCCGGCGCUCGCCUCUCUCUCCUCACUCAAUUAAGUCACGCCGGGUGUUAGCUCGCUACAGAGUUAAGCGCGUGAGUGCAGCGCGCGGCAAGUACAAGCAAGCAAGCAGUUAAGUUCAGGCGGACUGAUUAGCAGAGUGAGGAGUUAGCAGGAGCGGGGAGUCCAAGUGAGGAAGAAGAUUAAGCACCGCUGUUAAUCAGCGGUUCUCUUAUACCACCUCUAGAUAGUGCUAGCGAUGAGGUCGAGAGGAGGGCUGCAGCUGCGGCCGCGGAUUCUGGCCGCGGUGGUCGGCGUGCUGCUCUUGGCGGCGGCGGCGCGGUUGUCGGAGGCGAAGCUGAGCCGGAGCUACUACGCGUCGACGUGCCCGAACGUGGAGGCGCUGGUCCGCGGUGUGGUGACGCAGAAGCUCCAGGAGACCUUCAACGCGGCGCCCGGCACGCUCCGCCUCUUCUUCCACGACUGCUUCGUCAGGGGCUGCGACGCUUCGGUGCUGAUCUCUGGCCCCGGCGACGAGCACAGCGCGGGCGCGGACACGACGCUGUCGCCGGACGCGCUGGACCUCAUCACCCGCGCCAAGGCGGCCGUGGAGGCCCGCUGCGCCAACACCGUCACCUGCGCCGACAUCCUCGCCAUCGCCACACGCGACGUCGUCUCCCAGGCGGGAGGGCCGUUGUACCCGGUGGAGCUGGGGCGGCUGGACGGCAAGGUCGGGACGAAGGCCGUGGUGAAGCACAGCCUCCCCGGCCCGGGCAACAACCUGGACCAGCUCAACAAGCUCUUCGCCACCAACGGCCUCACGCAGACCGACAUGAUCGCGCUCUCAGGUGGGCACACGAUCGGCGUGACGCACUGCGACAAGUUCAUCCGGCGGCUGUACCCGUUCAAGGGCGCCAAGCCGCAGUACAGCCCGCCGAUGAACCUCGCCUUCCUGCGGCAGAUGCGCGGGACGUGCCCGCUCAACUACAGCCCGACCACGGUGGCGAUGCUCGACACCGUGUCGCCGCUCAAGUUCGACAACGGCUACUACCAGACGCUGCAGCAGCAGAAGGGCCUGCUGUCGUCGGACCAGGUGCUCUUCGCCGACCGCCGGUCCCGGAGCACCGUCAACUACUUCGCCGCCAACCAGACCGCCUUCUUCGACGCCUUCGUCGCCGCUAUGGCCAAGCUUGGCCGCAUCGGGGUCAAGACGGGAUCCGACGGCGAGAUCAGACGGGUCUGCACCAAGGUCAACUAGUUACUUCCACUCUGCUGCUAGGUAGCUGCAGCAUCACACGUACAUUCAGUAGAGGGGGUAAAUCGAUCGGUCAAUUCUGUCUCUCAUCUUUCUCCUUGCCCAUAUGCUCACAUGGUGGGUGAAUCACAGCAAAAUUUAUUAUUCCCUCCCGAUUCUUUUCUUCAUGGUGUAAUAAGAAGCGGCACAUAGUGCCAUCAUAGUACAUUAGGAUAUCUUCAGGGCAUGCCAUGUGAUAGGAGGUACACUUACAUCCAUGUAAAUUGGACCAGUUAAUCAAGUAUAUCCCAUAUCCCUUCUUUUU